This is a messenger RNA of Aphanomyces astaci, 531 nucleotides long. RefSeq lists its product as hypothetical. The record is from RefSeq and is a predicted model, not a curated record. The transcript is spliced from 2 exons. Lineage: Eukaryota; Oomycota; Saprolegniomycetes; Saprolegniales; Verrucalvaceae. The coding region runs from base 1 to 531 and encodes 176 amino acids.
AUGCGGCAGUACUUUGGGUUCCUCCAGAUUCCAAUCCGAGCAUCCAACCGACUUUACCCCGACAUGACCAGCGUGUCGUUGGCACGCCUAUUCUCACCCAUCAACCCGGGAGACAACAAAGAGGCGGUCAGGGUAUGCGAUUCCCUACGCAAAGAUAUGCACUCGUGCUACCUUCACCAAGAAGGCCGUCAGCUUAUCUUACAAUUCAAUUCGAAGGCAAAGGCGGCCACAUGGCGGAACCAACCUGUCCCCUUCCGUGGAGAGAUCACUUGGCUGCGACACUUCCGGCGUCCGGAGGACCCUAUCACCGACCUUGAUACCGACGAAACCCAACAAACCGAAACUUACAGUUUUCGACUACUCCAAGUGCCAGCCCGCAUCAAAUUGAUGCAGGUCCUCCACAUGCUGCGCCUUCUGGGGUGGGGCUACCUGGUGGUGACGGACAAUGCCAACGUUCUGGACGACAUCCUCGGGAAAUCUCGCAAUGAGAUGGGCCCUAUCACUGUCCACAUUUUCCACUUUCAGGACUAG